This is a messenger RNA of Aspergillus campestris IBT 28561, 669 nucleotides long. RefSeq lists its product as uncharacterized. Bases 156 to 557 code for a protein of 133 amino acids. The record is from RefSeq and is a predicted model, not a curated record. NCBI's taxonomy places the organism in Eukaryota, Fungi, Ascomycota, Eurotiomycetes, Eurotiales, Aspergillaceae. The transcript is spliced from 3 exons.
GCUCAUAGAUGUGUGAAUGGAGAUAGAGAAGAAUGAAGCUAUAUAAACCCCCAUGAAUCGUAGGGAGCUCUCUGUUCUGUUCGAAUUCAAGACAUUCUCUUUUCACAGAUCUAUUCUACCAUACUCUAUAAUUUCCCAGUCCCACCACUUUCAGCAUGCACGUGACUUCAUUCCUCACCUUCACCUUGGCCGCUGUUUACCCUGCGAUGGUAGCAGCCAAAUAUGAUAUCAAAUGUGAAACUAGUGGCGCCAGUCCCUGGACAGAAGAUGUCACUGCAGCCAUCAACCAGAUCAAGGGAAAGUCGGAUGGCCCCGGACAGAGCUGCGUAAACCACAAUGCAAUUGGAAGUGAUUGCACAACUAUUGCAAAACAUUACAGUGCUGGCCUUGCUACCUGUAACUCUCAAGGCGAUAUUAAGUGCAGUGAUGUUGCAGAUGUUGUCAACGCUCUGCAGCAAGAGUGCAAGGCUGAUGUGGAGGGCCAUGUACGUGUUGGGGGGACUGCAAAAUUUAAUGGAGUGGACAUUAGGGUCUUUCAUCAAUCAAUCAGUGGCUAGUGAUAAUAUACCACACAGGUAAAUUUCACUCUAUUUUAGUUACACAUUUGACAUAUUUUUCUCCUUCAAGCUAUGUAUUAUAGUAUACAUACAGUAAACAUGUGCAUCCACC